This is a messenger RNA of Ipomoea triloba (trilobed morning glory), 1821 nucleotides long. Its product is annotated as anthocyanidin 3-O-glucosyltransferase 2-like. The record is from RefSeq and is a predicted model, not a curated record. The transcript has a single exon. NCBI's taxonomy places the organism in Eukaryota, Viridiplantae, Streptophyta, Magnoliopsida, Solanales, Convolvulaceae. Gene Ontology annotation, molecular function: UDP-glycosyltransferase activity. Bases 51 to 1487 code for a protein of 478 amino acids.
GUAUAAUUUUGAAUUCUCUCCAUCUGAUCUGAUCUCCGCAGUCCUUUCCAAUGGAAGAUGCUAUUGAGUUGGUUUUCAUUCCAGCCGCUGCAAUGGGUCACUUUGUUUCUGCAGUUGGAACGGCGAAGCUCCUCCUGCAAAGACAACCUCAGCUCUCCAUCACUGUCUUGAUCAUGAAAAUGCCUCUCCUUCCCGAUGCCAACAUUAAUUCUUACAUCGAUUCUUUGAUUGCCGAUGAGAAGGAUAUUAACCCUAGAUUGAAGCUCGUUCUACUGCCUGAGGGCCUCACCAACAUGGUUUCCAUAAUCCAGACUAAAGCCAGAGACUGCGUUAAUGAAAUCCAGGCUUCUGUGGGGCGGCGGCUAGGGGGAUUUGUUGUGGACCUUUUCUGUACCAACAUUAUAAAGGAUGUGGCAGACGAGUUUGGGGUCCCCACCUACGUGUUCUACGCUCUGGGUGCUGCUAUGCUCGGCCUUCAUCUCCAUUUCCAGAGCCUCAAAGAUGACCAUGGCAUAGAUGCCUCGGACUUUAAGGAUUCCGACCCUGAUCUCAAUAUCCCUUCAUAUUUCAAACCCUUUCCGGUCAAGUUACUGCCCAGCUUUGUGUUGGACACAACGGAAGGAUUCAUGGACUAUGCCAGACGAAUCCGAGAGGCCAAAGGCGUCCUUGUCAAUACCUUCUUCGACUUAGAGCCGCAUGCCCUUCAAUCUUUCUCUAAAGACAAGACUAAUCCACCCGUUUACCCUGUGGGACCCGUAUUAAACCUAAAUGGUCUUCCCAAGUAUCGAGAAUCGGAGAAGCAAAUCUUGAAAUGGUUGGAUGACCAACCAGCUUCAUCAGUUGUAUAUCUUUGCUUCGGAAGCGCUGGCGCCGGCGUUUUUCAGGAGCCUCAAGUGAAGGAGAUAGCGUGCGCACUUGAAUGUAGUGGUCAAAGGUUCUUAUGGGUCUUGAGGAAGCCACCCUCUCCAGGUUCACUAGUCCCAACUGGGUAUAGCAAUCCCGAAGAGGUCCUGCCGGAAGGAUUCUUAGAAAGAACUAAAAGCAUCGGAAAAAUUAUAGGAUGGGCACCACAAAGUGUAGUUCUAGCUCACCCUGCUGUGGGGGGCUUCGUGUCUCAUUGCGGAUGGAAUUCAGUUUUGGAAAGUAUUUGGUUUGGUGUUCCGAUGGCAACUUGGCCAAUGACGGUAGAUCAACAAGGAAAUGCGUUCCAAUUGGUGAAAGAAAUAGGAAUGGCUGUGGAUAUUAAGAUGGAUUAUAGAACCGAUUCAAGAGGUCUGAAAACAAAUAUUCCAAUAGUUCCUGAAAUUGUUAGUGCCAAAGAUAUAGAAAUUGGAAUUACAAGUCUUAUGCAAAACUCUACUACCAAUUAUGUAAGGACAAAGGCUAAAGAAGUUAAAGAAAAGAGUAGGAAGGCACUAGAUGAGGGUGGCUCAUCCUUUAAUUUUGUUGAAAGUUUUUUUGAAAAUGUCAUGAACAAUCUCAAGUAAGUGACAGAUGAGAUCAAAUGGUGUCAUAAUAAUAAAGUAUUAGUGUGGUGGCACAGAAUAAAUGGAUCCAUGCAUGCAUGUUUCAUAAUGUAUUAUCAUUAGCUUUUCAUGAAAGUUUCAAUCUUGAGUCAUAUGGACUGGCCCAAGAAAGUAUCUGGAUCAAGAAGGUCCAAUAAGGAUAGUCAAACGCUUGCCAACACUACCGUCAAAAUAAUGAGAAUAUGGGGAAAAUGUAGGAAAAUAUAUAGAGAGAAUAUAUGUAUUGUAUUGUUCAGAACUACUUGUCCCUUCUCUAAGUAUGGAGGAUCUAUUUAUCCAUAAUUUGGGCUGAAGC